Messenger RNA from Microcebus murinus (gray mouse lemur), 1821 nucleotides. RefSeq names its product signal transducing adaptor family member 1 (gene STAP1). The record is from RefSeq and is a predicted model, not a curated record. Gene Ontology annotation, molecular function: signaling adaptor activity; protein kinase binding. Gene Ontology annotation, biological process: positive regulation of B cell receptor signaling pathway; cell surface receptor protein tyrosine kinase signaling pathway. Lineage: Eukaryota; Metazoa; Chordata; Mammalia; Primates; Cheirogaleidae.
GGUUAAAAAGCAAGUUGGGACUUCCUCCUUGAACAGUUAGUUGCCUUUUCCUCUCACACAAGGGAGAUUUCAUUUUGUUUGAAACUCGAUAUAGUUGAAACCAAACCACACACUAAAGAGAGAGCAUGAUGGCCAAGAAGCCCCCAAAACCAGCCCCUCGCAGGAUCUUCCAGGAAAGGUUAAAGAUGACUGCUCUACCCUUGUACUUUGAAGGUUUUUUAUUAGUCAAGCGGUCGGGAUACCGGGAGUAUAAACAUUAUUGGACAGAGUUGAGAGGAACUACACUUUUCUUUUAUACUGACAAAAAAAGUACAAUAUACGUUGACAAAUUAGACAUAAUAGACCUCACCCGCCUUACUGACCAGAGCUCAGCUGAAAAGAAUUGUGCAAAAUUCACCCUUGUUUUACCAAAAGAGGAAGUGCAACUGAAGACGGAGAACACAGAAGGUGGGGAAGAAUGGAGAGGCUUCAUUCUUACGGUAACAGAGCUGUCAGUUCCCCAACAUGUGUCACUCCUACCCGGGCAAGUAAUUAGACUGCAUGAAGUCCUCGAGAGAGAAAAGAAAAGGAGGAUUGAGACAGAGCAGCUGCCAAGUACGUCUGUGGAGAAACAGAAGGAACCAACUGAAGAUUAUGUGGAUGUACUAACCCCUAUGCCAGCAUGUUUCUAUACAGUGUCCCGGAAAGAAGCAACCGAGAUGCUUGAGAAGAACCCUGCCCUGGGAAACAUGAUCUUGAGGCCUGGCAGUGACAGUAGAAACUACUCCAUCACUAUCCGGGAGGAGAUAGACAUGCCGAGAAUCAAGCACUACAAAGUGAUGAGCAUAGGAAAAAACUACACUAUUGAACUGGAAAAACCUGUCACACUCCCAAACCUUUUCAGCGUCAUUGAUUAUUUUAUGAAGGAGACUCGAGGGAAUUUAAGACCAUUUAUAUAUUCAACUGAUGAAAAUCUUGGCCAAGAACUCAACAUGGAGGGCAGAAAUGAGAAGCUGAAGAAAAAUCCACACAUCGCAUGAAAUAAAAUGUGAAAAGUACUCCUUCACGUAUCUUGGUAAUUUUUAUUUUCAAAGGAAGAUCUUACUUUUAGAGAAUUACCUCUAUACUCCUGAUCCUGAUGACCAAGUCAGUCACCUGGACACCAAAUAAAACACUGUAGCAUACAAUUUCAUUAUCUUAUCAGAAUGAAAUCAAUUCACUGGGAAACCAUAGACUAUGGCUGUGGGGGUAACUCCUAGUACAUGCAUUCCCAUGAACUGAUAAAAGUUGAAAACAUAGUACUUUCUAGAUGGAGUUUUUAUUUUCCUAGGCUUCAAUUAAAUACAUUUCCCCUAUACAAUUUCCACAGCAGAUUCUCUAGUUUUCCUAAAUCCUACCAAUUCCAAAAAAAACCCCACUAGGUUUUGGUUGAAAUCUGAUUUGACCAAUUUAUCAAAUAUAAGUCAUUUUAAUAAUCAAGUUAGAAGCCAGAGACAUGAAAUAUACUUGGAGAAGCCCUUUUCCAACAGAAAUAGUCUAUGCCCUAUUUUUUGUUACUGGAAAUAAAUGAAAUUUAUUUAUUCCAUGUUUUUCUCUGAUAACAUCUUCUUGCUAGCUCAAAAUCAACUCAUAACUCCUUACAAAGAUGGCAAAAGGCUGUAUCAUCACCUUCUUUCACAAGUAUAGCACAGUCUGAGCCUGAUUAUAAAUACCUAGAGUUCCUUAAAAAUACUAAUCCCUUAGCCCCAGACUACAUUUACUGAAUCAAAAUCUCAGAGAUAUUUUUAAAAGUUCUCUAUUAUUUUAAUUAUUAUUAUUUUUUUUUAGAGACAGGGUGUCUGU